Williopsis jadinii is the source of this 1194-nucleotide messenger RNA. It is a transcript of the gene DFM1, whose product is annotated as Dfm1p. Bases 274 to 1158 code for a protein of 294 amino acids. The transcript has 2 exons. Lineage: Eukaryota; Fungi; Ascomycota; Saccharomycetes; Phaffomycetales; Wickerhamomycetaceae. The record is from RefSeq and is a predicted model, not a curated record. Gene Ontology annotation, cellular component: Hrd1p ubiquitin ligase ERAD-L complex; endoplasmic reticulum membrane. Gene Ontology annotation, molecular function: ubiquitin-specific protease binding; misfolded protein binding. Gene Ontology annotation, biological process: endoplasmic reticulum unfolded protein response.
CUCAACCCACACUCUCCAGAGAACACAUCAUCACCUUUAGGAGAAGCAUCCUGUUCACAGUUCUCAAUCACACCAAUUGUAAGCUGUCCAUUGAAUAGCUUCCUUCAACUCAACAAUCACGUGACGCUUACGUAAGCAAGUUCGCGAUCUCAACCCAACAUGUCAAAACGGAUCUGGGAUGCCACCCUAAAGGAAAGAACCCUAGAGGCGACUAGUCGAUUCUUCUGUACUUGGAGUUGUGCUUCAUCUUAAAUCGCUCCAUUCUACAGGAAAAUGUCUGAGAUAUCCAACUUCUUUGCACGCACCCCGCCAGUUACAAAACUGCUGUUGAUGUCCACCAUCGUUGUCUCAUCGUCUUGUGUACUUGGCCUUUUACCCCCUCAACGAGUUCUGCUAUCAUGGAAGGCGGUCACAGAUGACUGGGAAUUCUGGAGACCUGUCAGUGCACUAUUUCUUGCCAACAUGAGCCAGCUGAGUGGGUUGAUGGAUGUGUAUGCCCUGUACUCCUUUUCAAAGGGACUAGAGGAGGGAAAGUUCUUCCUCAACAUUAGCGAUUACUGCUUCUACUUGUUCCUCAUCAUUCCACUUAUCCAACUUUGCUCUGUUGUGAUGCCUCCUGGAAGUUUAUUGCUACCAUUGGUCUCAGCGUUGACUUAUACUUGGUCACGUAAGAAUAGAUAUAACCAGGUGCUCGUGUACUUUGUGAAGAUUCAAGGUGAAUACUUGCCAUUGGCAAUGCUGAUAUUCACCUUCCUUCUUUUCGGGAAGGAGCCUUUCUUCUCUGCGUUAUCUGGGUUCAGCGCUGCAUACUUCUACCAGUGCCUCGAGAGCAGGACCCUCGGCCCAGUCUACGCCUGGAUAUGCUCUACUCUGGGCGUCGACGUUACAAGAACUGGUCAGACACAAAGGGUUGGUACCAUCCACACGAUAAACCAUACCGAUGAAGGCCCAUUGAAGGCACCAUAUUGGUUUGUGCGUAUUGUUGAGUUCUUCACGUCACGUCAAAGAGUGAAAGGUCACGAGAAGGCUCAAGGUCGCCGUAUUGGUGGAUUUGGCAACAUGAACUCAAACCAGCCGCAGGGUUCAAGUGGGAAGAGUUCUGGUUUCAGUUACACCAGUGCAUUUAGAGGAACAGGAGCAAGGCUUGGAUCCGAGUGACUACCCAAUUUUUAAUUCAAAGAGUUCAUAGGAUUG